This is a messenger RNA of Lepus europaeus (European hare), 1172 nucleotides long. RefSeq names its product cysteine rich protein 3 (gene CRIP3). Bases 176 to 790 code for a protein of 204 amino acids. The transcript has 8 exons. Lineage: Eukaryota; Metazoa; Chordata; Mammalia; Lagomorpha; Leporidae. The record is from RefSeq and is a predicted model, not a curated record.
CCUCUCCCCGGGGUGGGCAGGUUCUCAGAGUCCGGCGGCCAAUGAGCGCCUUGGAGCCGCCGACUCAGCCCAGUGGGACUCCGAGGUGAGCGCUGGGCGGAACCAGCGGGACCGGCGGAACGGAGCCCCGCCGCGGUACCUGCUGUGUGCCGCGCCGGCCGCCCGGAGCGGAACCAUGAGCUGGACUUGCCCGCGUUGCCAGCAACCUGUGUUCUUCGCUGAGAAGGUGAGCUCCCUGGGCAAGAACUGGCACCGCUUCUGCCUGAAAUGUGAGCGCUGCCACAGCGUCCUGUCCCCUGGCGGGCAUGCAGAGCACAAUGGGAGGCCAUACUGUCACAAGCCAUGCUACGGGGCUCUCUUCGGACCCAGGGGGGUGAACAUUGGUGGUGUGGGCUCGUACCUCUACAACCCGCCCGCUCCCACCCCUGCCAGCGCCACACCCCUCAGCCCCAGCAGCUUCAGCCCUCCCAGGCCAAGGACAGGCCUCCCGCAAGGCAAGAAAAGCCCUCCCCACAUGAAGAUGUUCACGGGGGAGACCUCGCUGUGCCCUGGCUGUGGGGAGCCCGUCUAUUUUGCUGAGAAGGUGAUGUCUUUGGGCAGAAAUUGGCACCGACCCUGUCUGCGGUGCCAGCGCUGCCGGAAGACCCUGACGGCCGGGAGUCACGCCGAGCACGACGGCGUCCCCUACUGCCACAUCCCCUGCUACGGCUACCUGUUUGGCCCCAAAGGCGUGAACAUCGGUGAUGUGGGCUGCUACGUCUAUGACCCUGUGGACGUAAAAUCCAAAUGAGACCCUCACCCUGCCUCGGCCUUCCCCCAACCCCUCAGUGGUCCCGUGGGAGCUACAGAGCUCUCCAGUGCCCCAGCCUUGGGGGAAGACGGACCCCGGAGGCCUGGGUGUGGGCUCCACCCCGGGGUAGACCAGGGAGUCCAGACUUUGUCUGCCAAUUCUUCCCUUUCGUGUUCCUAGCUGGGCAGGGGACACAGGCCACCCCAUCGUGGAGGGUGGCCUCCUGACCCUCCCAGUUCCUUUCUCAGUAAGUUCUGGAGCGUCAAGGCACUCAUCCAACUAUGUUUUCUUGAGCCUCGGCCUCUGUCUUCUGCAAUAAAAUCUCUGCUCCCACGCCUUCGCGUCUUCUUAGGGCCCAGAGGUUGGGGGUGCACUGCCUGCC